GCAAAGGACAGUGACGAUGAUGAUGAAGUCACCGUCAGCGUGGACCGGGACCGCUUUAUGGAUGAGUUCUUCGAGCAGGUGGAAGAAAUUCGAGGGUUCAUCGAUAAAAUUUCGGAGAACGUGGAGGAAGUGAAGAGGAAGCACAGCGCCAUUCUCGCUUCGCCCAACCCCGAUGAGAAAACAAAGGAGGAACUGGAAGAGCUGAUGUCUGACAUAAAGAAGACAGCGAACAAAGUGCGCUCCAAGCUAAAGAGUAUUGAGCAGAGUAUUGAACAAGAGGAAGGGUUAAACAGAUCAUCUGCUGAUCUGCGGAUAAGGAAAACUCAGCACUCGACGCUGUCGCGGAAGUUCGUGGAGGUGAUGUCCGAGUACAACGCCACGCAGACCGACUACCGGGAGCGCUGCAAGGGCAGGAUUCAGAGGCAGCUGGAGAUCACUGGCAGGACCACCACCAGCGAGGAGCUGGAGGACAUGCUGGAGAGCGGCAACCCAGCCAUCUUCUCCUCUGGGAUCAUUAUGGAUUCAAACAUCACCAAGCAGGCACUGAACGAGAUUGAGACACGGCACAGCGAGAUCAUCAAACUGGAGAACAGCAUCCGAGAGCUGCACGACAUGUUCAUGGACAUGGCCAUGCUGGUGGAGAGCCAG
Molecule: messenger RNA, 648 nt
Organism: Apaloderma vittatum (bar-tailed trogon)
Lineage: Eukaryota; Metazoa; Chordata; Aves; Trogoniformes; Trogonidae
Gene: STX1A
Product: syntaxin 1A (brain)
Exons: 7
Biological process (GO): exocytosis; synaptic vesicle fusion to presynaptic active zone membrane; intracellular protein transport
Cellular component (GO): presynaptic active zone membrane; synaptic vesicle; endomembrane system
Molecular function (GO): SNARE binding; SNAP receptor activity
Source: RefSeq, a predicted model, not a curated record